Molecule: messenger RNA, 1728 nt
Organism: Oikopleura dioica
Lineage: Eukaryota; Metazoa; Chordata; Appendicularia; Copelata; Oikopleuridae
Source: the annotation of a GenBank genome assembly
AUGACUAAAGAUGUGAAGAAAGAGAAGGAACUGAAAGGCUUCGACCAAAUCUAUAGUCGGAUACCGCACUUGUCCGGCUACCAGAUUUGCAUUCUUCUUUUUUCGAGUUAUACGAUCAUCUUAUCAGGCGCGGUUCAAAAUGCCAGUGUUAUUCUCAACGCAAAACCUGAAGAAUACCGCUGCAUUCCAGAAGGAAUCAAUUCUACCGACUACGCCCUUAUUGAUUCUCUCAGUCCGCAAAACCCGUGCCGAGUGUACGAUUUGACGAACGUGACCGACCACUGCGACGCCCUUAAUGACCCGGCCAGCUGCUUGGACUUGAUUGAGACGGAAAAGUGCGCAAAGUGCGAAAAUGGCUUUGUGUACUCGCCGAAUAAUACUUUCCAGGAAACUGUGGUUUCGAGAUUUGACUGGAUUUGCGAAGAAUCGCUUUUCCCCGCUUCUUCCAUUUCGACCUCGCUGUUCAUGCUUGGCUUGCUCGUUGGCGCCCUCGGAUUUGGUCGAAUUUCGGACAUUAUCGGACGAAAGCGAGGACUGAUGCUCGCUCAUUCUCUUUGUUUGGUUACGAAUUUGCUGCUGUACUGGGCCGAUGGACCAGUUAGCUUUACGCUGAUGAGAUUUUUGGCUGGAGCCUUUGCUCAUGCUUGUGUGGUGGUUAGCUAUGUUUAUUGCAUUGAACAAGUUGGGCCUAAAUGGAGAACAUUCCUUGGUUGCCAGCAUCUGCAGCUGUUUGAGCUUGGAAUCGUCGUUUUAUCAAUCAUCGGCUACUACAACCGAAACUGGCACGAUGUUCAGAUUGGACUCGUCCUAGUUGGUCUUCCAUUCCUCCCGCUUUAUUUCUACCUUCCUUCUUCCUACAAAUGGCUUUACUCGAAAGGAAAGAAUUCGGAAGCUCGGGCGACUUUGAAACUCAUUUCCGCCAAAACUGGUGGAACUAUUGACGAUGAAUGGAUCAAUGAAUUUGAGCUGAAAUCCUUGAACAAUGAAGAAGAAAAGGCUGGAAUCGCGGAUUUGAUCAAAAAUCCGUACUUGAGAUGGAAGACGGUGGUGAUGUUUUUUAAUUGGUUUGUUACCUCGAUGGUUUACUAUGGUCUUGGUUUGAACGCUGGAAGCCUUUCUGGAAACAUCUUCGUAAACAAUGCUCUUUGUGGAAUUUUCGAUGCUGUGGCAAAAUUUUUAUCGCCCUUCAUGAUCGGCUCGCGCUUUGGAAGAAGAGGAACGCUUUGCUUUUUAUUCGUGGCCGGUGGUUUGGCUUGUAUUGGGGCGAUGGUGCUCAGUUUGAUGUCCGGAUGCGAGGAAAUUCAUAAUGGGGAUUGUUUUCUUCCCGAAAAGGCGGAAUGCAAAGAAAUCUACCUGGAAAUCGCAAAAUGGCUCGCUCUCGCGGGCAAAUUCUGCUCCUCCGCCACCUUCACCAUCGUCUACAUCUACACCGCCGAGCUCAACCCAACGUGCGUCCGCGCCACUGCCGUCGGUCUCAGCUCAGCGGGAGGCCGAAUCGGUGGUGCUAUCAGUCCACUCGUCUUUGGACUUGAUAACACUUUCCCAUGGUUUUCCAAUACAUUUUUUGGAAUUUGUGGGCUGCUAGCGGGAUGGGCGACAUUAUCAUUGCCAGAGACGAAGGGACAACCAAUGCUUCAAACAAUGGAAGAUGUGAACGACGUUUACCAGCGAGAAUGCGAGCAGGAAGCUCUUCUCGAAGAAAAGAAAACGAAAGCUGAAGAAAACUAA